Messenger RNA from Penicillium riverlandense, 636 nucleotides. Its product is annotated as NAD-dependent epimerase/dehydratase family protein. Bases 1 to 636 code for a protein of 211 amino acids. The record is from RefSeq and is a predicted model, not a curated record. Lineage: Eukaryota; Fungi; Ascomycota; Eurotiomycetes; Eurotiales; Aspergillaceae. The transcript has a single exon.
AUGCUCCUAUUUGAUGCUAUCCAAGUCACGCGACAGGCCAUACCCGGUUCGGCAACAACUAAGCGCGAAUCCCCGACUCUGGUUACAUUCACCAGUAAACACCCCUUGAUAGCCAUGACGAAAGGCAUCCUGUCGUCGAAAAAGGUCCUUGUCUCAGGCGGCACCGGCUUCGUCGGCUCGGCCACGGUGCGCGCCCUGGCAGAGAAAUACCCCGACUGCGCCGUCACCAUCCUCGAUCGCAGUCCGCCCCGCCCGGAGCAUGCCCUUCCUGACAGAAUCGCAUGUCUCCAGGUCGAUAUCACCUCUGCAGAAGAAGUCAGCAAGGCCUUGCAGGUCGUGAAACCGGAUGUUGUCGUGCAUACCGCGGGCAUUGUCCCAGCCCUGGCAGACCGAUUCGGCAGAGCGCGGGAACGCGAAGUGUGGAAAAUUAAUGUCGAGGGCACGCGCAAUGUACUCAACGCAGCCAAGGAGACUGGUGUGACGGGGUUUAUAUAUACAAGUACCUGCUGCGUGACGACGGACGAUAUGAACUUGCCCUACCCCAACAUCAAUGAAGCAUGGCCAACUUCUCCACAUUCUCUAAUAUACGGCGAGUCCAAGGUGAGGCUAUGCCUUCUUUCCUUUAUACACUACUAA